ACAAACAAUAUUAGCACAAACAGGUAUCUCACAUUCUGCCGUCCUAUUGACUCUCAUCAAUUUAAAUAACUGACGUCAGCAACAUUCCAUGUUUUAAAAGGUGAAGCACCAGGUAAGGCUGUCGCACAUCGAUAAGUUGUUGGACCUUCAUCGUUACUUACCUUCAACCGUCAGCAGCGAACAUGGACCUCAUUAAGGACGGAUGGUUUACGGAAUUAUCCUCUAUGUGGCCCGGCCAAGCAGCCAGCCUGGAGGUUGAUGAGCUCCUCUACCACAAGAAAUCCAAAUAUCAGGAUGUCAUGGCCUUCAGGAGCAAACAUUAUGGCAAUGUAUUGGUGCUGGAUGGAGUGAUCCAGUGCUCUGAGAGGGAUGAGUUUGCAUAUCAGGAGAUGAUGGCCAACCUUCCCCUCUACAGCCACCCCUGCCCCAAGAAGGUGCUGAUCAUUGGUGGAGGAGAUGGUGGAGUAGCAAGAGAAGUUGUCAGACACCCACUGGUGGAAGAGGUGGUUCAGUGUGAAAUAGAUGAGGAUGUUAUCAAUGUAGCAAAGGAGUUCCUCCCAGGGAUGGCCAAAGGGUUUUACAGUCCUAAGAUGACCCUGCAUGUCGGAGAUGGAUUUGAAUUCAUGUUGCAGAACCAGGAUUCCUUUGACGUCAUUAUAACAGAUUCCUCAGACCCCGUCGGACCUGCUGAGAGUCUGUUCCAGGAGCCUUACUAUCAACUUUUGAAGUCAGCAUUGAAAAGCGAUGGAGUUCUUUGUUCCCAAGGAGAGUGUCAGUGGCUUCAUUUGGAUCUGAUAAAGGAGAUGCGAACCUUCUGCAAGAAGCUUUUCCCUGUGGUGGACUAUGCCUACACCUGUGUCCCCAGUUAUUCCAGUGGCCAAAUUGGAUUCAUGCUGUGCAGUAAAGAUCCUGAAACCAAUUUCAAGAUACCAGAGGAGAUCCUGUCAAAUGAAGAGGUUGAAGACAUGGAGUUUAAAUAUUACAACUCUGAUGUUCACAAAGCAGCUUUUGUCCUGCCUGAGUUUGCAAGAAAGGCACUCAGUGAUGCAUGACCAGCAACAACAGCCCAACAUGUUCAAGAUGUACUCUGACCCACAGACCACUGAAAAACGGACAGGAGUCCUCAGCACAACUGAAGAGAGUAUACUUCCUCAUUCCACUCUUGCGUACUUGGGAUAUUAAAAGUAAUUUUUCCAGAUGUAUUUGGUUUUUGUUAUACUCUCUUUAGUCUCAUACCAGCAUAUUGUGUUGGUAGACUUUACAGUCUUGGCUGAGUCUGGAGGGAACUGCCAUGAAACCUGAUUGGAGUCACUGCACCUACACAACUACGUUAUACAUUAUAGAUUAUGUAUGUGUAAUCUAUUGGUGUACAUUUUGUUGAAGAGGAAAAUAAAGUUAUGCUCAGCUUUGAGCAUCAAUUAGA
Molecule: messenger RNA, 1423 nt
Organism: Notolabrus celidotus (New Zealand spotty)
Lineage: Eukaryota; Metazoa; Chordata; Actinopteri; Labriformes; Labridae
Product: spermidine synthase-like
Exons: 8
Coding region: 183-1052 (289 amino acids)
Biological process (GO): spermidine biosynthetic process
Cellular component (GO): cytosol
Molecular function (GO): spermidine synthase activity
Source: RefSeq, a predicted model, not a curated record